ACUUUCUCUAUGGACAUCAUUUACAGCAAGUACUAUGCAAGGUCAUAUGAAGGUCGAACUGAAAUUACGCAGAGGUGACCUCUAGAAGCUGACAUUUAUCGUCUGCUAUAGGUUCGCGGAGGGUUCAUUUUGAAAGAAAGGGCAGUAGCCUGAAAGUAGUGGUGUUAACAGUGAAUUUUACUUCUUAGGAACCAACCAACAAAAAUGACUACUUAUUUUAAUUAUCCGCCACCCGCCCUUCAAGAGGAAUUGCGUAAAAUUGCAGAAGCAAUAGUCGCCCCAGGAAAAGGGAUUCUAGCAGCUGACGAAUCUACUGCUACCAUAGGUAAGCGAUUUACCGACAUUGCAGUAGAGAACACAGAAGAUAAUAGGAGGCAGUACAGGCAAUUGCUGUUUUCGACCGAGAAGGUCAUCGGGAACAAUAUAUCUGGCGUGAUUUUGUUCCACGAGACGCUGUACCAGAAAUCAGACGACGGAACUCCAUUCGUGGAGUUGCUGAAUAGCAGGGGCAUAAUCCCCGGAAUCAAGGUAGACAAGGGUGUAGUGGACCUGUUCGGCUCGGAAGAGGAAGUGACCACCCAGGGUCUGGAUGACUUGGACAAGCGCUGUGCCCAGUACAAGAAGGACGGCUGCCACUUCGCCAAGUGGCGCUGCGUGCUGAAGAUCAAGAAGAACACUCCGUCCUACCAGGCCAUCUUGGAGAACGCCAAUGUUCUGGCCCGUUAUGCUUCAAUCUGCCAGGCCAACCGCAUCGUGCCCAUCGUGGAGCCAGAGAUUCUGCCGGAUGGAGACCACGACCUUGACCGCGCCCAGAAGGUGACCGAGACCGUCUUGGCUGCAGUGUACAAAGCGCUCAGCGACCACCAUGUAUACUUGGAGGGAACUCUCCUGAAGCCCAACAUGGUGACUGCAGGCCAGUCGUGCCCUACCAAGUACACCCCGGAGCAGAUUGCGGCAGCCACGGUGACCGCCCUCAACAGGACGGUGCCUGCAGCAGUGAGUGGCAUCACCUUCUUGUCGGGUGGCCAGUCUGAGGAGGAGGCUACGGUCAACUUGAAUGCCAUCAACCAGUUUAAAGGCAAAAAGCCAUGGCCACUGACCUUCAGCUACGGCCGGGCUUUGCAGGCGUCUGUACUGAAGGCGUGGGGUGGCAAGAAGGAGAAUGUCGGGGCGGCGCAGGAGGAGCUGCUGAAGAGAGCCAAGGCCAACGGGGAAGCGUCACUGGGGAAGUACUUGGUCGGCAGCGUCUCUGGCAAGGCAGCCGAUCAAGGCUUGUUCAUAAAGGAUCAUGCUUACUGAGUGUUGCAUUACAGCCCUGUUGUAGUUCUGUUGUUCAAUUAAGAGAUCACAAUUCUGUGUGUCAUUUUUAACUGGGAAUAUAAUGGCUUCAGAGUAUAUUAGUUAUAAUAUGGAUUGCCAUAUUACACCUUUGUUGAAUAGAGGAAAAAAAAAAAUUAUUUCAUGAGCAUAAAGUGCAUAAUUGAUGACUUGUAGCAUAAUCCCACCAAGACAAUUGUUUGAAUGAUUUAGCAGUGAUUUGAUGUUUCUUUUAAUUGGCAAAUUUAGAAAUCUUCAGUAUUGUGCAAAAUAUUCUAGUUUAAUUUAGAUAUUGUAUAAUUUUAAUAUUUUGAUAGCAAGUAAAUAAUUGCUUUGGAUUUUCGUAAUAGUUCCGUUUCACAUAUUCCAAGUUUAUCCCUUGAUCCUGAUGGCAUGGUCCUGUAUUUAUUGAUCCUGUGGCACAUGAUGCUUGCUGUUUUAAUUUAGUAUGUCGAAAGAUCCUGGCCAAACAAAUGCCACAAUACAAACAUAUAUUGUCAGUUUUUGUGGACAUUUUUUCAUUAAUAUUCAACUUACGAUCAUAAUACAUUGGUAUGUCAAAAUUGAUGUCCAUGCUCUUUCGACAUACUAAAUUAAAACCUUAAGCAUCAUGUGCCACAGGAUCAACGCGUACAGAAUCAUGCCAUCAGGAUCAACUUGGAUGUGUGAUAUGGAACUUCUACUCCAUUUAUAACAAUUGUUUAUUUUGAUUUAUCUUAGACUGGGAUAAAUGUUUCUUUAGACCUUCUCACACUAUUUGAUAACUUUUACUCAGUAGCAGUUUGACUCUAAUCAUGUUUUAUUCUAAUGGUUGGUUAAAAGAUAUUUAAAGAAGUGGUCCAUUUUAAGUCAAAGGUAAAUAUGUAUUGUACGGAUUAGCGCCAAAAAAAAUCUUACAAAUAUGAAAUAACUUUCAUUAUAUGCUAUCUUAAGUCCUCUUUUCAGAACCGCCUGCGGAGAUAAAAAAUUCCAAAUACUUUUGGAGAUAUGGCCGUUCUUAUUUUGCUAUACCAGACGUGUGUAUUAAUUUGACCGUCGCCAUUUUAUAUUUUGCCGUGUGCGCGUGAAUGUCUAAAUAACAGAAAUUUUCCAUUAGGUAAGGUUAGUUACAUUAUAAAUACUUCAAAAUAAACCAAAAUUAAAAAUUAUAUCAAUUUAUUUUACAUGUUGUAUAGUUUUAAGUAUUUAUAAUGUAACUGACCUGACCUAACAAAAUGGGACAAAGGUAGAUUAGGUCAGGUCAGCUACAUUAUAAAUACUUUGAAACUGAACAGACAUUAAAAAUAAUAAAAUUAAUUUUAUUGGUUGUUUAGUUUUAAAGUAUUUAUAAUGUAGCUGACCUGACCUAACAAACCGGGAAAAAGGAUGAACAGAAUAAACUCACGUAAGUUUCUUUUUACAUGAUGUAUUCGUUCACGUGAGAGUCCUAAGAUCCACAUAAAGUUCUGCCAUUCCCGAUUACACCCGAAUAUUCACCUUCGGCCAACCUCGGGAUUUAUUUAUUUUUGCGCAGGAAAAAUGAAUUGAAAUAUUAAAAGUGGUCGGAUAGGUUAGCUACAUUAAAACACUUUAAAACCAUUUGGAUGGUUAGUUAGGUUAGUAUAGCUACAUUAAAAUAAACACAGAAAUAUUAAUAAAUAAACCCGAGGUUGGCCGAAGGUGAAUUGUUCGGGUGUAAUCGGGAAUGGCAGAACUUUAUGUGCAUCUUAGGUUUCUCCGUUUGGGAACAUCGCAAAAAAAAAAAAAUGAUACUUGUAAACAAGCAACCGUUAUCGCCGCACGAGUUCACAGGAUGAAAAUUAAAAAAUUCGAUAUCUCCAAAAGUAUUUGGAAUUUCUUAUCUCAGCCGGGUUUAAUGAAAAGAGGAAGUUUAAGAGCACAAUAAAGGUAUUUUCGGAUUUUUAAAUUUUUUUUUAAAAAAAAUCGCCAAAAAAUGAAGAUUAAAAAAUUCGAUAUCUCCUAAAGUAAUUGGAAUUUUUUAUCUCCGCAGGCGGUUCUGAAGAGAGGACGUAAGAUAGCAUAUAAUGAAAGUUAUUUCAUAUUUGUACGAUUUUUUUUGGCGCUAAUCCGUACAAUACAUAUUUACCAAGUCAAAUAAUUAACUUUCCAGUUUAUUUAAAAUAUUUGCUGUGGCAUUAUUCUUAUUUGAAAGUAUUGAUAUUUUAAUGUCCUAAAAAAUUGGUGGUUCUUUGCUAGAAUUACUGUUGAAAAAAUAGUUGUGAGUAGGCAAGCAGUAAACUAUAAGGAUUCUGUGAAAGAAAUGUAACAGAGAUUAACAAAUAAUAAUUGUGAAUAGCUAUUAUAAAGUCCCAGCCCAGUUUCCUAUUGUGUUGUGUUUAUCUGCCAGGCUAUUGGACUGCUCCCCCGGAGUUGUUAAGAUUGCCGUCUCUUGACCGUUGCAUGAUCCUAGACCGCUGUGUGAGCAGCAUCAAGUCUAGCCGCUAAUUAUUACUGUCCAGUGUAUAUUAGGUGUAAUUGGGCGCUCAUUGGAAGUAGUUUAGUCUUGCAGCACCGCUCAUGGAGUAUCCAGUAUAAAUAUUACCCUUGACAGAUGUGCGGAUUUGUGAAUCACCUUACGUACAUCACACUAGAAAUUAAUAUUUAUUUUGUAAGAAUUUUCUUCUGUAUUUGUUAGCAAAACUUCAUCAUUGAUAAUUUUAUGUAAAUAUAUGCUUGUUUAAUUAUUUUGUUGCAGAAAAUCAUGAAUUUGGAAAGUGUUUGCAGAUAAAAUAUUUAAAUUUCUAAGAUAUUUUUAUUUAUUUUUGUGUGCUAUUAUAAUGUCAAUGAAAAAUGAAAAAAAUGUAAUUUUUUUAAUAUCUUUGAUAUCUUAAUUUGUGAAGAUUGUGUGAACUCUCUGUAAUGAUUUGCAGCCUUUAUAAAGUGAAUUGUAAUUCAAGUUAUCUAGAAAUAAACUGCAGGACAAUA
This is a messenger RNA of Bacillus rossius redtenbacheri, 4242 nucleotides long. Its product is annotated as fructose-bisphosphate aldolase-like. Gene Ontology annotation, biological process: fructose 1,6-bisphosphate metabolic process; glycolytic process. Lineage: Eukaryota; Metazoa; Arthropoda; Insecta; Phasmatodea; Bacillidae. Bases 205 to 1299 code for a protein of 364 amino acids. The transcript has a single exon. Gene Ontology annotation, cellular component: cytosol. Gene Ontology annotation, molecular function: fructose-bisphosphate aldolase activity. The record is from RefSeq and is a predicted model, not a curated record.